UUCCGAUCUGGUCGUCCAAGACACAACGGAUGAAGACCACGCUCGUCGUCGCGACCGCGCUGGUAGGGCUUGCCACUGCGCAGCAGCCGACCACAAGCCAGACCUUCCGCGUCUGCCGCCAUACCAACUACGUUGCAGACGGCAACAAGAUCUACGCGGUCGACCCAGCCAACCCAUCUACCAAGACCGAGCUCUUCAUCAAAGGCGUCACAUGGAGCGGCAUGGAGCUGCCGAAACAAGGCAUUCCCAUGGGUCUCUGGGGUGCCAACCUCACCCAAAUCGACUCGGGUAUCAAGGGCACGUCGCUGUCUGCCAUGAUGCAGUUCAUGGCCAACGCGUCGAUCAACGUCGUGCGCUUCCCGCUCACGGCCGACGCGGUCGUCAAGGACACGCCGCCCAUGGUCAGCUACGUGCACGGCGAGAACAAAGAGAUUGCACUGUACCCGCCGGGCUUUGUACCUCGCACGUCCGACUUUGUCGCGCGGCUCAUUGGUGCGUUCCAAAAGUACCGCAUUGGCAUCGUCCUCGACGUCCACGACCUCGUCGAGAACUUUGCCGUCGACGCGUACUGGUACUACCCUGCGCCGUCGACGGUCGAAGAGAGCCUCGCGUACAAGGCGGCGGUCGUGCUCGCGACCAACUACUGCAAGGCCACGUACUGGAACGUGCUCGGCAUCGACCUCAAGAACGCCAUGACCGACGUCACGUGGGCGAAAUCAGCGAGCGAUGCGCGCAGCGUCUCGGACUGGGCGUCGGCCGCGCAGGUGAUUGCGGCCAAAGUCAACGCGCUCUGUCCGCAAUGGCUGGUCUUGACGACCGGCGCGAGCUCGGCGAAGGGCGAGUCGUUCAGCAUCCCGUCGCGUGCCAAUGAGACGUUUCCAUUUUGGGACGGCGGCAACUUUCAGAACGCAACGGACCGGCCGCUUCAAGGCGCCACCAAUGUCGUCUAUGCGCCACAGGCCCACGUGCACGGCAUGCUGCCACAAGCGUACUUGUAUGCCAAGGCCGCGGGCUGCGGCAGCAACCUCCCGACGACGCCGGUCAAAGAAGACACGACGUGCUCGGUCUUCUUGAAUGGCUCGUUGGUGGCCAACACGAAACGCGCGCUCUCAUGCCAGAACUCCAAGUUUGCGUGCGCUUCGUACGUCCCGAUGGCGAUUCCCGAGCUCCAGGCGAACGUCGCCGCGAUGCUCCAGUCGGCCCUCGGCGGCGUCGUCGCCGCAGCCACGCACCCGAUCGUGUUCAGCGGCUUCUCAGCCGUCUACGUGCCGUCGUUGCAGCCGCAGCAGGCGGCGGCCUUUGAUGCGAUCUUGCAGUUCAUCGUGCACAACACCAGCGGUGGCUUCUACGCGAAUCUGAACCCGGACAUGGAGAUGUACCUCGAGGCGCCGCCUGCCGGCAAGACCAUUCUCGGCAAGACGCGGUUCGGCCUCAUGAAGACCAACUCGUGGCAGGCGGCCAACCAAGAGCUUCUGGAUGCGCUAAGCGUCAUGAAAAGCACGCCCAUCCCGUGCUACGGCGACGUGCACCCGGGACCGCCCGAGAAUGCUGCCAACGCGCUCGCGCCGGCCCUUCUUCCAUUUGUUGUUGGUGCACUGGUGUACUGCUGGUCGUAGAGAACGCUCAUGGAUGUUGCAUAACAUGCAUUGUAUUGGUUUGGAC
Messenger RNA from Saprolegnia parasitica CBS 223.65, 1662 nucleotides. RefSeq lists its product as hypothetical. Bases 30 to 1616 code for a protein of 528 amino acids. The transcript is spliced from 2 exons. Gene Ontology annotation, molecular function: hydrolase activity, hydrolyzing O-glycosyl compounds. Lineage: Eukaryota; Oomycota; Saprolegniomycetes; Saprolegniales; Saprolegniaceae. The record is from RefSeq and is a predicted model, not a curated record.